GGAGGAUGCGUGGAAAAUGAGUGUCGGUAUCUGAAGAACAAGUCCUGAACAAACUGGCGAAGAUGUUAGACAAUUCAAGCUGCGGGUGGAGGCAGCUGGCCAAAGCCGUGUCCGAGCAACCGAGAUUAAGCUGCAGUGAGAAUGAGCUGACCGCCUGCUCACUCCAGGUGCUGAGCGCCACAGGUAGCCCAGGACGCACCCUCUUGGCUCGGCUAGCUGAUCGUUCCUGCUCUCUGGAGUUCCUGCUUCACUGCCUGCGGAAGAUGGACCACCAUGACGCUGUGCAAUGCCUCACCACCACAGUGGCAGAGCUGAUUCAGAUCACAGUGCAGCCACAGUCCCAGGAGGCCAAAAUGGGGAGCAAGGUGGUAUUGACCUGCAGAGCCACGGGUCCCCCUGGACUGAGCUACCAGUGGUUCAGAGGCAGCGAGGAGGUUUCGACUGAGACUGGGUCUACACCAGAGCUGGUUCUGUGUCCGUUAGCCCCAGUCCACCAAGGUCACUAUAUCUGCAGGGUCAACCAUGGAGAUAACUGCAUCUUCACCCAGUGGGUUGAAGUACGGUCUGUCUACUCUGCAGGCUGCAGCAGCACUCUGUUUCCAGGCUCAGUGAGCGGGCUGCGAUUCACCCUUCAGCCUCAAUCCCAAGCAGCGUCUGAGGGUGACACUUUGUUCCUGGAGUGUGACGCAGAGGCCAACCCUCCUGCACAGUAUGAGUGGUAUCACAACAUGCUGCCCAUGAAAGAGCAAAAGACACGUUCACUCAAGAUCCCAUGUGUGACCACAGCAGACAGAGGACAGUACAAAUGCAAGGUGUUCAAUUUGUACCACGAGGCAUGGACUGACACGGCCACAGUGACCAUCGGACCUAGUUCCAUCACUGACGCCUCCUGGGUAGAAGUUGACCGUGGUCUAGACUCAAAGGAAGUCCACAGGCUAACCAACAGACCAGGAAUACAUCCACUACAACAGAUGGCCAAUCCGCCCCCACCAGUCAAGAACUUCCAUGCAACAGACAAAGUUGCUCUUCUGAUUGGCAACAUGAACUACCUCUAUCACACUCAGCUGUGUGCUCCCAUGGCCGACGUCCACGAGCUGACCAACUUUCUCAGACAAAUGGACUUCAAGGUGGUUUCCCUGCUGGACCUCAACUGGCAAGAGAUGCACAGCGCUGUUACAGAGUUCCUCUUGCUGCUUGACAAAGGAGUCUACGGCUUGCUGUACUUUGCAGGUCAUGGCUACGAGAAUUACGGCAACAGUUUCAUGGUUCCCAUCGAUGCGCCAGCUUCCUACACAUCAGAGCACUGCUUGUGUGUACAGCAAAUACUGACCAGGAUGCAGGAGAAAGAGACUGGACUUAACGUGUUCCUACUGGACAUGUGUCGCAAAAGAAAUCCAAAUGAUGUUAUCAUUGUACAACCAGAACUGAUCAAGGUGACAGCAAAUAUAGUGUUUGGAUAUGCCACAUGCGUGGACGCAGAGGCAUAUGAAGUGAAGAAGAAGGAUGUGUCAAAUGGCAUCUUCAUCAGCUUCCUCAAACGGCGAGUUUGUGAAGAUGAGAAGGUCACAGUCAUGCUAGACAGAGUGGCUGAAGACAUGGGUCGCUGUGAGAUCACACGAGGAAGGCAGGCUCUGGAGCUACGAAGUAAUCUGUCUGAACGACGUUCCCUCACUGAUAAGAUACAGCCCUCUGAGUGUUCUACGUCCCAUUCAGCCCGAAACCUGCAGUGGGCUGUUGCUCACGUUCUACCGCAGACCCUUUACCUGCAGUUUGACUGUGGAGUGAAGGUUCAGCUUGGGUUUGCUGCAGAGUUCUCUAACAUCAUGGUCAUCUAUACUCGGAUAUUAGAGAAGCCCAAAGAAAUUGUUUCCUGCUGUGCUCAACUGACUGACUUCCCUGAGGAUGUGGACAUUGACUUGAAGAAGAGUAACCAGGAGACGCUGGUUGAAGCCGGCAGUUUGUUAUUGAUCAAGGAAAAUCUUCCUUCACCAGAGGUCCCUAGUCUCUACACACGCAUCCGGGGCCUGCAGAGACUCAGGACGGAGCUCACUUUCACCACCUGCCUUCAUUACACCUAUUCCAACAUGGAUGAAGAAGUACAGGAAAGGAAACCAGUAACCGUUGGCAAACCACUGGUCUCAAAACUCAACCUGCAUGAACCACGACCUCUUCGCACCUGCUCUGCCUCCUCAUCCUUCAGCCUCGACUCCUUCAAUGUUCCUGAGUGCUCUUCCUUAACCGAGGCCUUUGCCUCCGUUGAUUCGGUUUCAAAUACAUGGCCAUAUUGUGUACAAACUGGCAGGGAGUCUUCCACCACUGACCCUCCAGCAUCAUCUAGAAGUGCCAAUAUACCAGAGGAGACUGACUGUCCUGAAUUAUGUGAUGCACCGCAACCUCUUGUUGCCAGCAAAAGCUUGUCCCUCAGCCAAGUAAAUGACACAAACUACAAAUUUAGUGACAUGUACAAUUUUCAUAGUCACUAAGAAUGAUUUAACCGUUACGCGCUGUUAAAAAAAAUGAAGAGAAUAUGAAGCCUCUGAAUUUACCGUUUUAACAAAGCUAACCAAGGAGGAUUUAUUUUUGUACCAACUAUGCAUUAAGUUUUUACAAUGUUUUGCAGUUUUAUAUGAAAUCGAGAAGUCACAAUGAUCAUGUUCAACAUGUGUUCUGUUUGUAAGAAGAAAGAAAUAAAAACAACAACUCUGCAGUGGCAAAA
Molecule: messenger RNA, 2716 nt
Organism: Larimichthys crocea (large yellow croaker)
Lineage: Eukaryota; Metazoa; Chordata; Actinopteri; Sciaenidae
Gene: malt2
Product: MALT paracaspase 2
Exons: 16
Coding region: 63-2483 (806 amino acids)
Biological process (GO): proteolysis
Molecular function (GO): cysteine-type endopeptidase activity
Source: RefSeq, a predicted model, not a curated record